Molecule: messenger RNA, 333 nt
Organism: Fomitiporia mediterranea MF3/22
Lineage: Eukaryota; Fungi; Basidiomycota; Agaricomycetes; Hymenochaetales; Hymenochaetaceae
Exons: 2
Coding region: 1-333 (110 amino acids)
Source: RefSeq, a predicted model, not a curated record
AUGCCCUCGGCACCAACGCCACCCUCCAACUGCUCGCCAUCCUUUUUUCAAACAGAACUGGAGUGCGCGCUUUCCGAGCAGGCGUUUGGAAUUGUUGGCUAUUUUUUGAAGUCAGCAACUGCACACGACGCAACCGCGUCUGUCGAGUUGCUCGAAGGGGUGCAACUAGAUAUCACUCUUACCGUUCGCGGAUUCCGGGUUACACGCUCACCAACACAGAAUGUUGUUGGAGAUGUCGUCGACUUUGAGACAAUUGAAGUCCUCCUUCAACGCUACAGCCCAUUGUAUGAGGCCAAGCGAAUGGAGCUCUUGUUCACAAGACUGGGACCUUAA